Molecule: messenger RNA, 1210 nt
Organism: Lolium perenne
Lineage: Eukaryota; Viridiplantae; Streptophyta; Magnoliopsida; Poales; Poaceae
Source: RefSeq, a predicted model, not a curated record
CCCAUGGCUGCUCCCUCUCCUAUAUAAAGAGGGGAGAAGCAAGGGUGCUAGGGGUCCAAGAACAAAGAAACCCUAGCCACCAUCCUCUCUCUGUCCUUGCUCCUGUACCGGCUUGGCGAAGCCCUGCAGGAAAUCUUCUCCACCACCACCACCACCACGCCGUCGUGCUGUUGGGAUUUCGAGAAGGAUCUACUUCAUCCGCUGCCCGCUGGAACGAGGAGAGGACAUCUUCAUCGACACCGUACGUGUGACCGAGUACGGAGGUGCUGCCCGCUUGCAGCACUAGAAGGACUACAUCUCGAACUUGAGUUCGGUAAGAGUAUGACUACAUCAUCCACGGGAUUUGAUCUCGUUAACACUUUGGAUCUUCAAGGAUCAUGGCGUCCCCCUCCAUCAGUUUUUACCAGUUCCUAGAGAAAGAAAAGCUUAAGAGCAACGGUAGCAACUUCACUAACUGGUUCCGUCAUGUGAGGAUUUUCCUCGCUGGUGGAAACCUGCAAUAUGUGCUCGAUGCACCGCUAGGUGCCCCACCGGCAGAAACUGAAUCCGAUGAAGUAAAGAAUGUUUACCAGACUCGGAAAAUUCGGUACUCUCAAGCUCAGUGUGCCAUCCUGUGCAGUCUGGAAGCCGAUCUUCAAAAAAGUUUUGAGCACCACGAUCUGUAUGAGCUGGUCAAUGAGCUGAAAGCUAUUUUUGAAACUCAUGCGGUCGUGGAAUGCUAUGAAGUAUCGAAACACUUCUUCAGUUGCAUGAUGGAAGAGGGUAGCUCCGUUAGUGAGCACAUGCUCGCUAUGUCCGGGCAUGCGAAGAAACUCAGUGACUUGGGGAUAGUGAUUCCUAACAAGCUGGGGAUUAAUCGUGUCCUCCAAUCACUGCCACCUAGUUACAAGAACUUCGUGAUGAACUACAACAUGCAGAACAUGAACAGGGAGUUACCUGAACUCUUCUCCAUACUGAAAUCUGCUGAGGUUGAGAUAAAAAAAGAGAACCAAGUGUUGAUGGUCAACAAGACCACCAGUUUCAAGAAGCAGGGCAAGCCUAAAAACAAGGGCAACUUCAAUAAGGGCGGCAAGAAAGUUGUUGCGCCUCCGGAGAAGCCUAAGGCUGGCCCUAAGCCUGAUACUGUGUGCUACUACUGCAAGGAGAAGGGGCACUAGAAGCGUAAUUGCUCCAAAUACUUGGCUGAUCUGAAGAGCGGCCUCAUCAAAAA